Messenger RNA from Acanthoscelides obtectus, 476 nucleotides. The record is from the annotation of a GenBank genome assembly. Lineage: Eukaryota; Metazoa; Arthropoda; Insecta; Coleoptera; Chrysomelidae.
AUGAAAAUAUCCGAAAUAAAAGUGCUUAAGAUCACAAAAGAUGCUCCAAGCACAAUAUUGUAUGAAACGAGCUAUGAGCAAGAAGAAUUUCAAACAACAACUUUGAACAGGAUAAAGAAAAAUAGAGAUGUAAAAUUAAUAUACGCUUACAGCCAGAAGGUCGGAUUCACAAAUAAAAAGAAGACUGGGCUACUGGCACUAUUUAAAAGAAGGAACAAGCCGAUACCAAAAAAUUACUUGCCGUUUUUUGAAGCAGUAUAAUAACGUUUAUUGAUCAUUUCUGUUUUAUAUGUUGCAUUAUAAUAAAAUAUGAUUUGGAGUUUAUCUUUUUCCAUAUUUCAUAUCUCACCAAAAACUAUAAACAUUUCGGAAGAAUAAUGUCAUAUUUGCGAAUUAGUUUAAAUUUUUAGUUUUGGGAAGGAUUCUAUCUUUUAUUGGUAGGUGUUCUUAGGGACAAUUGAAAGAGUUUGAGUAUA